This is a messenger RNA of Dermacentor silvarum, 1953 nucleotides long. RefSeq names its product aspartate dehydrogenase domain-containing protein. NCBI's taxonomy places the organism in Eukaryota, Metazoa, Arthropoda, Arachnida, Ixodida, Ixodidae. The record is from RefSeq and is a predicted model, not a curated record. Gene Ontology annotation, molecular function: NADP binding; L-aspartate dehydrogenase [NAD(P)+] activity. The transcript is spliced from 4 exons. Gene Ontology annotation, biological process: NAD+ biosynthetic process. The coding region runs from base 542 to 1378 and encodes 278 amino acids.
CUUAUUCUUUCUUUUCACCCUGGAAAAACGAGCCGCACAAAACAUAGCGCGGCGCAAACAAAUGAAACCGACGUUUUCGAAUGUGAUGUAUCUGCCGCAAGUAUAACAAUUCAAAAAAUCGCAGGUCAGAUAUUUACUCACUAUAAACUAGUCGGGAGGAACACACAGAAUACUGGAGGCUUUGGAUGCUUUACGAGGCCUUCACGCCAAUUUGCAGCCCUCGUCGACGGCGGAAUACUAAAUAGGCGUUUCUCUUUUAAGUGUACUGUCGUGUACACAUGUGCAUUUACACGUGUAUACACGGAUGUAUACUUGCAGAAUCGACGAAGCUCGUUACGCAAGGCGCUCGCUUUUUUUUUUUCGACGGCGUCCUCGAAGAGCAGUCGUCCUUGCGUCGGCGUGCCUUGUUCGAUGCACGGAACGGUGUGGUCUUCCCUUUCAGCCUCGGACAAAGGGCGGCGUCUGUCGGGAGGGGCAAUUGCACGCGUGAUUAGCGCGACUCACGACGGGCGGCGAUAAGACGGGGGCCAGUCAUUCGGCGAUGCAGCGUCGUCGCGUGGGCAUCGUGGGCUUCGGCCAGCUGGGCCAGUUCCUGGCCGCCGAGGUGCAGCGGCGACCGGAGUCGCUCGAGCUCGCCUUCGUGUGGAGCCGGGGCCGCGUGGUGCACGGCUUGCCCCCGCACCUGGUGCUCGAGGACCUGGCGCUGGCCGCGACCCGGCAUCCGGACCUGGUGGUCGAGGUGGCCCACCCUUCCCUGGUUCGCACUCAUGGCGAGCAGCUUCUGCGCCACUGCGACCUGCUGGUCGGUUCGCCCACGGCGUUCGCCGAGCCGGACGUCGAGGCGCGACUGCGGGCGGCAGCUAGCCGCCACGCGCUGUUCGUGCCGUGCGGCGCGCUGUGGGGUCUGCACGACAUCCGGGCACUGGCGGACCGCGGCCAGCUGGCCGAGCUGACGGUCACCAUGACCAAGCACCCGUCGGCGCUGAGACUGGCCGACGCCGAGAUGCGCGUCCGAUGCGACCGGGCCGCCCUCGGAGCGCAGGCCGUCACGCUUUACGACGGCCCCGUGCGCGGCCUGUGUCCCAUGGCGCCCAACAACGUGAACAGCAUGGCAGCUGCGGCGCUGGCGGCGCACACGCUGGGCUUCGACGGCGUCCGGGGCCGCCUGGUGGCCGACCCGGGCAUGGCCGACUACCACAGCCUCGAGCUGGACGUGGUGGGUCCUAGCGAGCCGGACGGCCGGGCCUUCCGCGUCCGCACGCUGCGCAUGAACCCCGCCGACCGGGAGGCCGUCACGGCGAGCGCCACCUACGGCGCCUUUCUGGGAAGCAUGCUCGAGGCUGCCAAGGGUCACGGACCGGGAGUUCACUUCUGCUGAAGCCCAAUGUACAAAACAGGAAAAUUUGUUGUCGCCGCUAUGACAUCGCAUUUUAUGCUUGUCGCUUAUUUUACGAUUAUUUCUUUCUGUGUACAUGGAUAGUCAUUUUCUUUCAAUUUGAUUUUUCUUUUCUUGUCUUUCUUUCUUCGUUUCUGCCGAAUAGUAAAGAAAACAACGGCAAAAAGUGUGAUGCUUAGUUUUUGUAUGGCAAAGUACACAACACUUACCCCCUUAAGUGCGACAAACUUUAGGAGCAUAAAAGGUGAACAUCUUUUAAAUGAGAACCUUGCGCGCAUCAUCAAUACUUUGUAACGGUGCAUAACUCACUUCUUCGAUUCCACAGACAGCCACGAUUAUUAAUUCGUGCAAAUUUGGUCAACAGCGCCGGUAUAUGCGACGUACCUGGCUGUUUACCCGGCAUAUGGGUAAGGCAUACCCAUGAGCACUCUCUCUCACACUCACUCACUUCAAACGCGUGAGUAUUAACGCGAGUGAGGGAAGAGGGGUGUGAGUAUACGUGAGUGUAAGCGUGAAUAUAGUACCUAUCGGUGCGAGUAUAUAUAUAGAGGUGAGUG